AUGACUCAACCAAGUCAGCAAAUUCGAAUAAUUGCACAACCCAAGGCACUCUAUCGUGAGCGAUAUGGCAGCGAACAAUGUGAAACUGGAAAUCGAUUUCAACGUUAUAUUCGUGCUGAAGAUAAUCAGCUGAACCUCGAAUAUCCAACUAUCGAGAGUCUUGGGGGACAGUCUCAAAUAGUUUUUGGGCUAAAAACUGGUAUCAGGACAAUACAAAAAACUCCGGAACGGGCUAAACUGGAUUUGAGACAAAAUGUAACAAAAGGUUGUUCAGAUGCUCGGAAAUUCUUAAAACGUAUCCGAUAG
This is a messenger RNA of Adineta steineri, 306 nucleotides long. The record is from the annotation of a GenBank genome assembly. NCBI's taxonomy places the organism in Eukaryota, Metazoa, Rotifera, Eurotatoria, Adinetida, Adinetidae.